UGAAAAUAAUGGUCAAUUUUUAAGCCAUUUUCAUGCAUCAUAUAAUUUCUUAGUUUCUUUUGAUUAGAGACUGAAAAUAAAACCCUCUUAGCUUAAUUUGUUUGUUUUAUAAAAUGGAUAAUGCCUGUUAAUAUUUCUAAAAGUAAAACAUUUAUCAUUUUAAACAACUGUUAUUUAGCUAGGUUCACUGUUCACUAUCUUUCUACUUUAAUUCAGUGUGUUAUUUGCCAUUUCUUUGUAACUAUUUGUGAAAUUUACUACCAAUUUCUUAGUUAAAAUUGUUUCAAAGUAACUCCUACACCAUUUUUAUUUUAAUAUAUUAGUACUUCAGAAUUAUAAUCACUCAGGGUUAAUAACUAAGUAAUGUAGCAGCAUAUACAGUUAGUGUAUAAUGAAACACAGGGCAAGACUUCAAACGGAUCAUUAUGUGUUUCCAGGUAAAUCCUCCUGUUUAUGUGUUAUUUUUUAGGGCUUGUGGAGGCCAGUAGGAAGCAAACACCCAAUCCACAUCAUACAGAUGCUGCUGAGGAACCUGGGGAAGAAGGAGAAACAAAACCAAAACAUAAACCCUUUGUGCCAGCUUUGGUGCCUCCCAAAAUACCUGAUGGAGAGAAAGUUGAUUUUGAUGACAUUCACCGCAAACGUAUGGAGAAAGACCUGACGGAGCUACAGACGCUCAUCGAGGCUCACUUUGAGAGCAGAAAGAAAGAAGAAGAAGAGCUGAUCAACCUCAGCCAAAGGAUUGAGAACCGGAGGGCAGAACGAGCGGAGCAGCACCGGGUCCACACAGAACGCGAAAAAGAGCGGCACAACAAACUAGCCGAGGAAAAGGCACGAAAAGAGGAGGAAGAGGCCAAGAGGAAGGCUGACGAUGACGCAAAGAAGAAGAAGGUUCUCGCGAGCUUCCAGUACACCGGAUACAUGCAAAGGACAGACAAGAGGGGUCGGCCUAAGAAGCAAACAGAGAGGGAGAAGAAAAAAACGAUUCUUAGUGAACGCCGUAAGGAACUGAAUAUCGAAAACCUGAGUGCCGAUAAACUGAGAGAAACUGCUAACGAACUCUGGAAGUGGAUGUGCCAACUUCAAGCCGAGAAGUUUGAGCUUCAAUACAGAUACAUGUGCCAGAAAUACCAGAUCACCGUCCUUAGGAAUCGGGUCAGUGACCAUCAGAAAAAUACCAAAGGCCCGAAGAGUAAGAGAGGACUACGUAAAUAAAGCAGCUUCAUUAAGACACCAGCAACGUCUACCACACUGAUGAUUUAAUCAUAAAUAAUAUGCUUUCAUGUAAUCGUCUUUUUUUUAAGCA
This is a messenger RNA of Carassius carassius (crucian carp), 1306 nucleotides long. RefSeq names its product troponin T, cardiac muscle isoforms-like. Gene Ontology annotation, biological process: cardiac muscle contraction; sarcomere organization; regulation of muscle contraction. Gene Ontology annotation, cellular component: troponin complex. Lineage: Eukaryota; Metazoa; Chordata; Actinopteri; Cypriniformes; Cyprinidae. The transcript is spliced from 11 exons. Gene Ontology annotation, molecular function: troponin I binding; troponin C binding; tropomyosin binding. The record is from RefSeq and is a predicted model, not a curated record. Bases 454 to 1215 code for a protein of 253 amino acids.